Molecule: messenger RNA, 426 nt
Organism: Impatiens glandulifera
Lineage: Eukaryota; Viridiplantae; Streptophyta; Magnoliopsida; Ericales; Balsaminaceae
Product: nucleolin 1-like
Exons: 1
Coding region: 1-426 (141 amino acids)
Source: RefSeq, a predicted model, not a curated record
AUGAGCCGAGCUAACGCUGAAAGAUUAGAAAUGGCUGAUAGUUUUGCAAGGAAGAUUAAGGAAGAAGAAGAUUCAAAGGAUGUUGCCGAGAAAGAGAAGAAUCUUAUCACUCAAGGUGAGGAUAAUAGUGGAAGAAGAGGUGGUGGUGUUUCAAUAGGAACCAGGUCCAAGCGAAAGCCAACCGGUGACGACAACGACAGACCAAUCAAAAGAGGCGGAGGUCGCAGCGGGGAUCGCGGUGGCAGAAGCACUAGCGGUGAUCGCGGUGGUAGAAGCUCUGGUGGCGAUCGUGGUGGCCGAAGUGGUGGAACUGGUCGUGGUGGCCGUUCUCUUCCUUUUUUUCGCAACCUGCUGACUGGUGAAGAAAUGAGCGGUGAAGGAUUCAACUACCCAAUCGACCCACUCAUAAAAAGAGAAGAACUAUAA